ACCGAGACUGCGACAAGAGACACCUAGGAGUGAUGGUGUACGUUCAUACGCUUUUCAACUUACUGGUUGUUUUCUGCGGAUUUCACCAAGCACAAGGUUGCUCGCUUGUGUGCUUGAACGAAGGCUCGAUUGUGCAACCAUGUAGUUGCAAAUGUGCUCCACAAUGGACAGGAUACGAUUGCUCAGAACCAUGUGGCGGUAACAUUUCUUCGGUCACUGGUCAUAUAACGUCACCAGGAUUUCCAAAGAAUUACAAAAAUUAUGAAAACUGUAGUUGGAUUGUCGAAGUGCCUCCAGAAUCUACCGUCGUUUUGUCGUUUAAAUCAUUUGAUCUAGAAAGAUUUUUCGAUUAUGUCGAGGUUUACAAGGGAGAAACAACAGAAUCUGAACCGGUCGGCAACUAUACCUCAAACGAAAUUCCGUUCGAAACAAUUAUGGAAAAGUCGUUUCUAAUAGUAUUUACAACCGACUCCUCAGUCACUCGUCAAGGAUUUUCUCUAUAUUGGAAUACAUAUAAAGGCUACAUUCCCAGAUUCUUAAAUGCAACCGAUGGAAACCAUGUCCACGUCACAGCAAUUAAAGGAAACAAAGUUAGCUUUCUCUGCGAUGCUAUCGGAAUUCCCAAACCUCAAAUUGUCUGGAAAAAGGACGGUCUUACGAUUGCUAAAAAUAGAAAGCUGUUUGUCACACAAAGUGGCAGUGAGCUUAUCUUUUCUCGUGUCAACGAAACGGAUACAGGUUGGUACACGUGCGAGGCAGGAAACUACUUGGGAAAGACACAGAAGAGUUAUCAACUAACAGUUCACGUUUUCCCGGUUAUUAUUCAAAUGCCGGUCAGUAUUCACCUUGAUCAAUUCUUUCCAAACGUUCAGCAAGCAGCAUUUUGCUGCAAAGUGUAUGGCAUUCCUGAGCCUGAAGUCAACUGGAAAAAGGAUGGGAUAUCAAUAGAUACUUCAAGCUUUCACUAUACAAAAGGAAGACAAUGGUUGAUAAUUAGAAAUGUUGAUUACCGUCAUCUUGGAAACUACUUCUGUUAUGCUAACAACUCAUUGGGUCAAGUAGAGUCAAAUGCAGCUACGUUACAUGCGUCAAAUGCCAACAGUACAGAUUUAUUCUCGGAUGUCUGGUUUUCUUACAACUCUCAGCCUGUUCCUAUGUACCAAAGUGCUUACAUUAAACUAUUUUGCCAUUUUAUUUGGUUCUCAUGCGAUCUCGAGCUAGGAAAGGCCAGAAUUUACAAAAACGGAAUUUAUGUGAAUACUUCAACUGAAGACCGAUUUGUUCUCGAUGAAUAUAUACACGAUAUCAGAUUUACUAUUUCAAACGGAACUGAAGCCGAUGUCGGAAUAUAUGAAAUACGGUUGGUCGACCACGACAUUUCUUGGUUUACUGUCAUCGAGUUCCAAGGUUUCCCCGUCACACUUAUAACGACUACAAACGACGGCUUGAAAAGUUUUUACGACGAAGGGACUAUUACAUGUCAAUCUAGAAUCGACAAUCUACAACCCAUUUUUGUCUGGUACAAAAAUGGUGUGGCUAUAAAUACCGCGGGCAAUGGAUACAAAAUCUCUGCUGACUAUUUCAAGAGUUAUCUGACUAUACAAUACUAUUCAACUAAACAAAGAGAUGACGUUUACAACUGCACAGCAAUUAAUCCUGCGGGAAGCAGUACAGCAAGUACUAGAGUGACCGUUCAAGAGAUCGACGGAUGGGUAGAGUCAAAUAGAGGUUCUCAGUGCAGUUUAUCGUGUGGAUCGGGUUAUGGCAUCACACUUGUACGAAGACAAUGCAGCAUCAGUAGAGUCCGGUGUUUAGGACCAGCUGUAUACGCAGAUGCAUGUCGACCGCAAACUACGUGUCCAACUUAUGCAUCAACGGAAGCUUCACUGACAUCUUUGAUCUCAACUGGGAAUGUAAACACAUCACAUGUAGCUGGCAAAGAGUUGUCUCAAAGAGCUGUAGCUGGUAUAUCCGUGACUGUGACGGCCAUCACAACAGUUCUUAUUUGCAUGAUUAUUUUCUAUUUCGUUGUGCAUCGUCGUAGACAACUUCUUGCAAGCAAUGUCACUACCUCACCGGACACGCAGACGGAAUUUCCCUCUCGUAAAUCACUACACGAUGACUCCAGAGCCGAACAAAACACAGCAAUUGGGAUGCUGUCGUUUGCUAAUGCUGCAGUCAUUGAAAGUGAAAGCUCGGAUUUGAAACCAGUAGAAACGUAUGAAGUGGUAGAAAACGUACAAGACAUGAAGAGUAACCCUGCAUAUGGUGAUGUAAGGUCCGAAGGCGGUGAUGAAGCAAACAUAUAUGAAACACCAAGUGCAAUGUACGUGCCAAUGCAGGCAUCUGCAAGAGAUACAAAUGAAUAAUUCUGAUGCAUCGCUAUCUUGGUACAAACUUUGUUGGAGUCAACCACUGUUGUCGUAUUAGCGCUGAUAGCUUUAGACAUCGCUGCAGUUAUUGUGUUGUAAUUUCUUUCAUCUAACGUAUAAUUGUAUACGGCAGAUGAAACAGUAAUGUUGACAAAUGUACAUUUUGAUUGAUAGGAAAUGUUUGCUUAACGUUUGUGAGCGUUUUUUCAAACAUGGAUUAGCAAGAAAAUUAGAACCAACAGUUUAGCGGUGCAUUUGU
Messenger RNA from Corticium candelabrum, 2631 nucleotides. Its product is annotated as hemicentin-1-like. Gene Ontology annotation, molecular function: axon guidance receptor activity. Bases 33 to 2369 code for a protein of 778 amino acids. Gene Ontology annotation, biological process: homophilic cell-cell adhesion; synapse organization. Gene Ontology annotation, cellular component: plasma membrane; axon; neuronal cell body. Lineage: Eukaryota; Metazoa; Porifera; Homoscleromorpha; Homosclerophorida; Plakinidae. The record is from RefSeq and is a predicted model, not a curated record. The transcript is spliced from 11 exons.